Messenger RNA from Saccostrea cuccullata (small rock oyster), 4889 nucleotides. RefSeq names its product CD109 antigen-like. NCBI's taxonomy places the organism in Eukaryota, Metazoa, Mollusca, Bivalvia, Ostreida, Ostreidae. Gene Ontology annotation, molecular function: endopeptidase inhibitor activity. Bases 149 to 4633 code for a protein of 1494 amino acids. The transcript is spliced from 37 exons. The record is from RefSeq and is a predicted model, not a curated record. Gene Ontology annotation, cellular component: extracellular region.
UACUUCUUAUCUGUUAAGUGAGACAGAAAUUAUAGCAUUGCAAUACAGCACAAAUAUGCAGUAGUAAAGGAUAUUUAUAAGAGUUGAAUUUAGAAUCAUUGUUUGAAAUUUUUUAUGUUUUAGUGGAUAUCGUCUCAUAUAGUUAGAUAUGGAAGCACAAGUUUUCCUUUUCAUCCUAUUAUCUGUGAUAUCAUGUUCCCUCGCCAAGAAUUCCUACAUUGUUAUGUUCCCAAAGACCAUUCGUCCUAACCUGGAGACGAAUGUAAAGGUCCAGCUUCUGAAUGCAGCAGGUGCCCCGGCGACCACGGUAGUGGCCAGUCUGCUGGACAGUAAAAAUAGCACGGUCGUGUCCGAAAUCAGGACCACAGAUCCCGAAAAUCCAACAUUGCUUACAAUUCCUUUAAUGAUGCCCUCCACUUUAAGCGCUGGAGAAGAGUAUGCUAUUAGUAUUCAGGGAGAGGGAGGAGUUAACUUCAGUAACUAUACAAAAGUAGAAUUCAAUCCUAAAUACUCAUCUGUGAUGAUCCAAACGGACAAGGCAAUCUACAAACCUGGUCAAACAAUUCAUUUCCGUGUCUUUGGAAUAUACCCAGAUUUAUCUGUUGUAAAUCAGAACAUUGAUGUUGAAAUAUACGACCCUCUUGGAAAUAAAAUCGCUCAGUGGAAGAAUAAGGUUCCUGAUAAUGGAGUGUUUACAGACAGUUUAGUCAUGUCGGACCAUCCUGUACUCGGGGAGUGGAAGAUAAAGGCUGUGCAAGGGAAUGAAGCCCACACGAAGACAGUUACAGUCGAUGAGUAUGUAUUGCCAAAGUUUGAUGUAACCUUGGAUCUUCCCCCAUACGGACUGAGCAACAGAAACCUGACUGGCAUCAAAGUCAUUUCCAAGUAUACAUUUGGUAAGCCAGUGAAGGGACAGGUUGACAUUAGGAUCCGCCCGCCCUUCCUCAGCACUAGUCCUUGGUCCAUCGAGAACAGGAAAAAACAGGGUCUCCUGAACGAGAUUUCUCAUACUGCACCGAUAAAUGGCGAAUAUAAGUUUGACGUGGAGAACUCCAAGCUUAAGAGUCUUGAUAAAUGGCUGGACUACAGUGAACUGUUGUUUGAAGUGAACGUCACAGAGGCAAUAACUGGGCUUAGACAGAACGCUUCCGGUACUGUCAGAUUCUACCCGUUUGAAAACAAAGUGGAAUUCCUGGAGUCUUUACCAAAGACGUUUAAACCUGGUCUUAAAUAUACAGUCCUAGGAAGAGUAACCCGUCAGGAUGACUCCCCAAUUUCCCUUCCGACGGCCUCCAGGGUCAAACUGACCGUGACCCACACCCUGCCCCUCCCCUCAACCACCACCACCACCACCACGACGGAAAUACCGCCACCACGAGAACCCGGAAUGCGGCCUGAGCGUCUUCCAGUCGACGAACCAAUGAUAUCACCAAUCAGAGGACGGCAUUUCUGGCAGCCCGUCUCCAAAGACGAAAAGCUGGAACCCGUCUUCCUGGAUGUGGAUGCCGAUGGCGUUUUUAAAUAUGAAAUGACAAUCCCAGAGAAUGUCAAACGGGCAUCAGUGGAGGCAGUAUAUGAAAAGAGUUCAUCAUACCUUAGUCUUAAUCCAAGUAAAUCACCCAGUAACAGCUUUAUGCAGGUGACACUACUAAAUCCUGAUGUCAAACCAAAGACUGGAUCUGUUUCAACGUUUGAAAUCAAAACAUCUGAGCGUACUCCAAAAGUUUACUACCAGGUCGUUUCAAAAGGACAGGUUGUAGAUUCAGGAGAAAUUGACAUGCCCACCUCAGGGGUUAAGAAGUUUAACUUACCAAUUACAACAGAAAUGGCGCCAAAAGCUCGUCUUAUUGUCCAUUACGUCAGAAAGGACGGAGAAAUCGUCACUGAUGCACUCACUUUCAAUAUCGAUGGAAUCUUCAAAAACAAGGUGGACAUUGAUUUUGAUGUAAAGGAGACACGCCCCGGAAAUGAAGUGGUGGUGUCCGUCAAAGCGGAUCCGGAUUCCACGGUUCAUUUGUUGGCGGUGGAUAAGAGUGUUCUUAUUUUACGUAGUGACAAUGACAUCAAAGAAAGCAGGGUUAAUGACGAGUUAAACAGCUACGAUAACGCCUUCUCCGGUGGAAACUUGGGACCUUUUGCUCGAAGCUGGCAUUGGUGGCCGAGACCCUCGGGUGGGGAGGAUGCUGAAGAUGUGUUCCGAAACAAUGGAAUGGUUGUCCUUACUGACGCCUUAGUCUAUAACUACGAAGAGCCAUGGCUGCAACCCAUGCCAAUGUUACGUAGAAUGGGUGGACCGGUAAUGGCCAUGGCUGCACAGCCAGUCGCAUUUGCAGCCAUGGAGAACAGAGUAAUGGCUGCCCCAGCUGCCGGAAGUGGACCGCCUUCUUCUUCAUCACCCCCACGCGUGAGAAAAGUUUUCCCAGAAACGUGGCUUUGGAGCAAUUCAAGCACCGGCCCUGAUGGUAUGACUUCACUUAGUGUUCCUGUACCUGAUACUAUCACUACCUGGGUCGCUACAGCAUUUGCUGUCAACCCUAACUCUGGUUUAGGACUAACCCCUAGUCCAGCUAAUCUAAAAGUAUUCCAGCCCUUCUUUGUGAGUUUGACCAUGCCCUACGCUGUAACACGAGGGGAACUUGUGGUCCUCCAGGCCAAUGUGUUUAACUACCUGGAACGUGAUGUUAGGGUUCUCGUAAUCAUUGAUAAAAAUGAAAGCUUCAAGAACCUGGUGACCUAUAUACAGGAUAAUCAGGUCAAGAAAGGCAGAUUCUCAGCCAGGGUGGGCCGUACUUUUAACAUGUCAGCUGGUGAGAUCUACCCCGUGUAUUUCCCCAUAAUCCCCACAGAGACUGGGGAUCUAAAGAUUAAUAUCACCGUCAUCUCUACAGGUCCUAGUGAUGCUGUCAUCAGAUACCUUAAAGUGGAGCCCGAGGGAGUUGAGAAGGAGUUUAACAAUCCUGUGUUGAUUAACACUGGUACCACAGGAACAUUCACAGAAGAUGUCGCGAUAGAUUUCCCAGCAAACACUGUGGCUGGCUCAAGGCGUGUCAGAGCAUCAGUAAUUGGUGAUGUGAUGGGUCCAUCAAUUAGUGGACUAGAUUCGCUUCUGAAGAUGCCAUAUGGAUGUGGGGAACAAAACAUGCUGAACUUUGCUCCUAAUAUAUUUGUACAGAAAUACCUCACAAUAACAAAUAAUCUCACACCAGACCUAGAAAAGAAAGCUAAAGAAUACAUGAUCAAGGGUUACCAGAGGGAAAUGACAUACUCUCAUGACGAUGGGUCAUACAGUGCUUUUGGUAAAAGUGACAAGUCAGGCACCACUUGGUUGACUGCUUUUGUUGUGAAGUCGUUCUCUCAGGCAUCUGGGUUCAUCACCAUUGAUGAGAAUGUCGUAAAGAAAGCCGUGACUUGGCUCAUCUCUCAACAAAAUGAAAAUGGAACAUUCAGAGAACCAGGCAGGGUAUUGCACAAGGAAAUGCAGGGUGGUUCAGCAGGAGGGGAAAGAGCCCUCACGGCUUUUACUCUGAUCGCUCUCAAGGAAGCAGAGGUCAUUCCAGGAGUAUCUGAGCUUACAGGAAGAGCAAUACAGAAGGCCAGGACUUACCUGGAAGGUGAUAUAGAUCUCCUGGAAGAUAUUUACGAAUUAGCUCUCGUUGGAUACGCUCUUCAGAUCACCAACAGCCCAAGAGUGAGCGAAGUGAUUAAUAAACUCAAUGCUAAAGCCACUGUCAAAGAUGGACUUAAAUAUUGGUCCAAACCAGAGACAGGCAUUCAGUGGAAGGGAUGGGCUCCUCCUAAAGACCAGGCCAAGGCUGUGGACAUAGAAACCACAGCCUACGCUCUGCUGAGUCUAGCUAUCAAUAAAGACUUAGAGGGAGGUUUACCUGUUCUCAAGUGGAUCACCUCCCAGCGCAACCCUGAAGGAGGAUUUGCAUCAACACAGGACACUAUCAUCGCUCUCCAAGGACUGGCAGAAUUUGCUACCAUGGUUUAUAGUCCAAACUUUAACAUGCGUGUGACAUUGACCAGCAAAACUCCAGGGGCACCAUUCAAUCAGAAAUUCACAAUUACCCAGGAUAAUGCUCUUGUUCUACAAACAGCUGACAUUCCUGUAGGCGUUAAAAGGCUUGAAGUCAAAGGAGAGGGCUCUGGUAUAGCACUAGCAGAGAUAUCUACAUAUUUCAAUACUGAUGAAGAGAUAGAAGUGUCUUCCUUUGAUGUCAAUGUUACACUUACUGACGAAACGACUAAAGGCUUCACGGUGAAAGUUUGUGGAAGAUGGCUGAAAGAAGGCAAUUCUGGAAUGUCUAUGAUGGAUAUCGGAAUACCCUCGGGAAUGACCCCUGAUUUGGAUACACUCGAUACAUCUAAAGCUCCCAUGUAUAAACGUAAUGAGAUGGGAUAUAGAAAAUUAUCCUUAUAUUUUGAUGAGUUUGACAGACGGGCCCAGUGCGCUUCUGUUUACAUGGCCAACACAGACAAAGUAGCUGAGAAGCAGCCCUCUGUCAUUAAACUCUAUGAUUAUUAUGAACCCAAAAACCAGGCCACCACAUUCUACACAUCCAGAGUGUUGGCGGAUUCAGGGGUCUGUGAUGUGUGUGGCACUGAGUGCUUCUGUACUGCCAAGCCUUGAAAAUAAGGAAUUCGACUACAUUCCAGUUUUAAUAUUGGUGCUAUCAUGGAAAUACUAUAGGACACAUCUACAUGAUAUUAAUUUCUCUUACGCUAAAUCAGUGAUAGAGUUUUACAUUUAACUGUGACUGAGAAACAAGUACAUUCUCUUCUCUACAAACUAUUUGAUAGUUCUGGUGUAUUGCUCUGUGUUGUCUGUUACAUAUGACCUUAUGUAUGAUGUUUAUAGAUUCAACUAUAAUAAAAAUAUUUUUGUA